AGAUAUUUCUAAGGUUUGACAAAUUUCUUAUCUACCCAGUAUAGUAGUCAUCCUUAUUGUUGCAAAACAAUGUCCUGCCGAUAAGGUUGAAGAAUUUUCGCCUCUUUUAAAUGGUAUACCUAUAAAUACUUUAAGAAAGUGUUGGACUACAUCAUUUCUGUCUCAAAUUUUGGAUAGUCAAGAAAACAACACAAAAGUAAGUACAAUUUGACUUUUGAAUUUGAAUUUGACUCUAGGAUUUUUAAUCCUCGAAAUAUGCAAUAUAUAUAUUUUAUUAUUAUUCGUGAUAGAAGUAUGUUAGCUACUAUUUAUUUUGUUCCAGAUGCUUAAACUUUUAGCUUUCUUGAUGGUAAUAAUAUCAGUAUUAUCAGCUGAAAUACCAUCGCCCGGGAUAUUUAAUAAAGAUGACACAUAUAAACCUGAAAUUGAGGAAGCAAUUGAAACCCAUUCUAUUCAUAGUAAGAUUACAAACUUAGAACCAGAACAUCACCCAGUAUAUCGAUCAGAAGAACAUAAGGAUAAAGGUCGAGCAAGAAUUGAGCCAGUGAAGCCUAGAGGGCCUAUAAUUAAACAUGAUAUGUUAGCUGAUGAACCUGUUGCAGUACCAUCUUCAGACAUUAAUAGAAACGAUAAUUAUGGUUUCUCGGGACCAAUGGAAGUGGCCUAUCCUGAUAUUCCGUAUGCUCCUAGCUAUGGAUAUAGACACGGAUACGCUGGACAAAAUAACUAUGAUGUGUAUGGAAUUAGUGAUGAUUUGAUGGAACCAGAUACUUCAUCUUUUGGACUGCUUUGGAGCCAAGUACCUGAUUCUAGGACGUUGGUGAACUACGCUGGCAGGACUAUCAGUUGGGUAUUCAGCAGCAUUUUCGUCCUAAUGCUCGGUUCGUUCCUAACCAUUGGACUUUGUACCUACACUGAUCUGUGCAGGAUUACGUUUAAUGGCGUUGGUCCAAUUCAUGAAGAGAUGAGAUCCCUUAUAACCCCAGAACGCUUGGAGAAAAUUAGUAACGCUGCUGACUUUGUAAAAACUGCGAUUAAUAAGUAUCAAACCAUUCAACAUGUACCCGAACCAGGUACAAGGAAGCGACGUUCAAUCUUCUAUUAAAAUGUAU
Molecule: messenger RNA, 1112 nt
Organism: Vanessa tameamea
Lineage: Eukaryota; Metazoa; Arthropoda; Insecta; Lepidoptera; Nymphalidae
Exons: 4
Coding region: 323-1105 (260 amino acids)
Source: RefSeq, a predicted model, not a curated record